GAAUGCACCCAUUGCGUGCACGUAUGUUGAUCACAUCUUUCGAACUUUGAGAACAUUCGACAGAAUUGAAUUCUAGACUAUAUGUUUACAAAUGUAAUAGAAAUUAAUUAAAUUAAGACAUUUUACAGAAAGCAUUGAGUUACGAGAAUGGCGAUGCAACCUCCAACUGAAAUGGAUGCUGACCAAGUGAAAGUCUUUCGUGACUUCUUGGCAUCCUACAAUAAAGUCUCUGAAAUUUGUUUUGUCGACUGUAUACAUGACUUUACUACACGAGAUGUUGGGUCCAAAGAAGAGAAAUGUGCUCUUAAUUGCAUGGAAAAAUACCUGAAGAUGAAUCAGAGGGUAUCUCAGCGGUUUCAAGAAUUUCAAAUAAUGGCUAAUGAGAAUGCUCUGGCAGCUGCUAAAAAAUUAGAUCAAUGUAUUCCUAUAGAUGAUCAUUAGUUGAUAAAAAGUAAAAAAACACUGAGCACAUGAUAAAAAAUAUAGUCUGUAACAUGUUAUGUGUAUGUCACAAUCAAGACUGCAUACUUUUUCAUGUGGAUUAUACCAUGUUGCAAGACAAAAAAAAUGAAUUAU
This is a messenger RNA of Harpegnathos saltator (Jerdon's jumping ant), 576 nucleotides long. RefSeq names its product translocase of inner membrane 9 (gene Tim9a). The transcript has 3 exons. The coding region runs from base 148 to 441 and encodes 97 amino acids. The record is from RefSeq and is a predicted model, not a curated record. Lineage: Eukaryota; Metazoa; Arthropoda; Insecta; Hymenoptera; Formicidae.